UCCUCCAAUAUGUCAAUUUAAAAGCUGUAUUUUGUUAGUACGACAGUUGUCCAACGGGCAGGCAUCAAAACCCAUGACAUUUCGGAGUUUAUUCCGGCAUCGAGGGGAGGAGUUAUUGAAGCUUGAAAUUCCUUUAUAAAUAAAACUGGCGGAAGCCCGCGACUUAGUCCGCCCUUAGGACUCCCGCACACGGGCCACCAGCCACGACCACAAAACGGCGGCUACACGCUACAAUCGUCGCUGCUCGCUUCUUGCGGCCCGCAUCGGCCACUAAACGCUGACAUUAAACGCUGCCACAAGCCACUCGCGCGAUUCCGCUCCCCUCUCUCCCUUAUCUCAGUAAACCUGUUAAGAGUCGAAAAGUAGCAGCCAUUAAACGCUGUAGCUACUUUUGUGGCUCCUUCUUGCUUCUUGUGGGGGCGUAUGUGGCUGUCGCGUGUGGCCCUUGUGCGGCGACACUUAGACCUUCUUCAGCCGGUGACGUACAAGACGUACGCAGUAGAUCGCAAGGCGUUUGAUUUUGUCUCCUUGAGAGGACGUGGUAUGACAGACUUACACAAGACAGACAACGUUUUUGCUAGUAAAUCGCACAAUUUUUAACAAAGAUAUUUUACCCACGGCUACACAAUCUUUCUAGAAAGUGGCAUACUAGACACAAGCCUGUGUAUCACGCGAUGCCAGCUUACCAGCACCUAGCAUACCAUUUACUGGCGUGUGUAUCACCGGCUUUAAUCUGACUUUUGAAAUCCGUUCCUAAUUAGAAACUAGCUCCAUUCCAAAUAACAACUUUUAGAAUAAGAUCCCAGGGCCCACAGACAUUACUUAUUUUCUGAGUAACGAAAUAGAUGGGAUAAAGUAGUUUAGUAUAUAAUCCAAACGUAACGUAUGCUCACAAGCGUGGAUCGAGGGCCAAUUUACAGGUGCUAAAGGUACGUAAAAACCUUACUCACUUUACUUAUACUCUGAGCGCUGAUUUUUAUAUAUGUUUUAUGGAAUGUGGUUAAUAAUCAACAAUCAACACUGCAAGGCACUUCCCGACGACAGUAUAAUUUCUGCCAGACGCUUUAAAGCUUGCAAAAAGUUAUCUUAACUUUACUUUUAUAUUUAAAUAGGGCUAUAGACGAAGGUGUAUGUCUUUAACAGGUGCCAGUAUGUUAAAAUCACGUUUUGACAUUUCAAAAUCACGAACAGAAGCAGAACCAGAAGAGAUAGAAGAGGAGAACACAGAAGCUAAGGAAGAAGAAGUUAAGGAAGAGGAAGUAAGCGUUGAAGACAAAAUUGUCUAUCCGGAGAGGCGGCUGAAUAGAUCAGAAGUUAGCGUUCGGCUCAGCUUACUUGGAAAAACUGCGGAAGGCGAUGGAUACACGUAUUUAAAAGCAGCAUGCACUGGGAUGAGUCUAACCAACAUAUCGGCGAUCAAAUCAUUUCAACACUUACAGUUUGUGGACGUUUCCGAUAACUGUUUGGAUUUGGAAAAUUUACAAGCAGUGACCGAACUACCGUUUCUUGUGUUGAUACAUGCUGAUAAAAACUUACUAUACUCGGCUGCGCUCAAGAGAAUGAAAUAUAUGCAAGUUAUCAUUAUGAACAACAACUUCUUAACAUCCGUUGAAGACGUUUAUCAACCAGAAUUAAGCACAUUGGAAGUAGGAUAUAAUAAGAUAAAAAAAAUCGAAUUUGCAAAAAAAAUGCCAAACAUAAAGUGUUUAGACUUCAGACACAACUUGGUCCGAGAUAUAGAAAGCAUAGAUUUUCCCAAUUUAGACAGUUUAUACUUAGCCGGGAAUGAGAUUACCUCUCUGGUUGGAAUAGAGAGACUUGUGAACUUGAGAAUUUUACACGUUCGUAAGAAUCCUAUCAAACUAUUGAAUGGUUUCAAUUCUGAGUUGAAAAAGUUGCAGUACAUAAAUUUACGCAACUGUAAGGUUGCUACCCUGAGACAAGUUAAGAAGCUACGGGUUUUGCCUGCUCUGGAAACACUAAUAUUGAAAGGUUGUCCAUACAUGGGUGGCACAGGUGAAGAAAAUCCAGUUGUAGCGGAGGAAGAAGAACCAGCUGAAUUGAGAAUUGAAGUUUUAGCUUCGCUUCCACGGCUAAAGAGACUUAAUAAAGGAGUUGUUACUCCUGAAGAAAGGGCUGAAGCAAAAGAACUUUUAAAGCAAUGGAUCGAGGAAGGCGAGAAUGAUGAAGAGGAAAUGGUAGAAGAGAAGGAAGACGGCUCUAUUAUAGACUGAUUGGGUGAUGUUUUGAUGUUAUGAUGAAAUGUUUUAUUUUCUUGGUUCUCAUUUUAAGUUAAUUUAGAAGAGAAACUCCUCAAAAAUAUAUUUCAGUAAGGUUUAUUAUAAUUAAUUUGUGACUGUUAUAAUAUCAACCUAGGUUCUGUUUUUUAAUAUAAAUAAGAAUACCAUUUAAAAAAUAAACAAAUACUUUUAAUAUCAAAAGUAGCUUUAUUUGUAUUAUUGAUGACUUAAAGCAGCUUUAAAAAUUCUUGUUAUAUAAUUAAAAACAUACCAAAUAACAGCAAGCCUCUACAGGAUAAAAAUAACAAAAUGGAGAUAAAAUAUUAGCAUAAAGGCAAUUUUGUCACAGAAAAAUCUAUGUUUCCUGAAGGGCUUUGAGAUGCGGGUGUCCACUACUAAGUAUUAAAUAUAUAAAAAUACAAACAUUUGGACAAGGAUCUGUUGAACAAGAGUUCUUUACAAAUCAUUCUUCAUUAUAAUAUUACUUUAUGCUCUA
Molecule: messenger RNA, 2736 nt
Organism: Bicyclus anynana (squinting bush brown)
Lineage: Eukaryota; Metazoa; Arthropoda; Insecta; Lepidoptera; Nymphalidae
Product: leucine-rich repeat-containing protein 23-like
Exons: 4
Coding region: 1131-2234 (367 amino acids)
Molecular function (GO): protein binding
Source: RefSeq, a predicted model, not a curated record